Passer montanus (Eurasian tree sparrow) is the source of this 3194-nucleotide messenger RNA. RefSeq names its product BMP binding endothelial regulator (gene BMPER). The record is from RefSeq and is a predicted model, not a curated record. The transcript is spliced from 15 exons. Bases 733 to 2772 code for a protein of 679 amino acids. Lineage: Eukaryota; Metazoa; Chordata; Aves; Passeriformes; Passeridae. Gene Ontology annotation, molecular function: protein binding.
GUCCCUCCCUCCCUUCCUUCCUUCUUUCCCUCCUUCCCUCUCGCCGCUCGCUGGCGGCUGGCAAAACCUGCCCGCAGCACGAAGGGCGCUGGCACAAGCCGGGAACGAGCCCGCCGGAGGCGCCGCGCUCUGCCCAGGUACCCCGGCCCUGUCCGAGGAUCCGCGUUUCCUCCCCUGCUACUCCUCUUCUACCUUUUCCUCCUCUUCUUCUUUCCUCCUCUUCUGCCCGAUCCUCUCCCUUUCCCCCGCCCCUCCGCAGAGCGGCCGCGGGCGCAGCCCCCCGACGCCGCCGCGGGCCGGGAGGUGCUCGGCGGGGCCAGGGAGGGAGUGGCCGGGCAUCUCCCGGCAGGGAAACGGGGUCUGGGGCUGGCAGCCUGUCUGUGCGUGUGUGCGCCGGGGGGGAGGGAGGCAUGGGGGCCGGGGGGUGCCGGAGGAGGGACUAUGGGGAGAGGAAGGUAUAAGAAGGGAUGCGGGCAAGGGAGGGGGGUGAUGGAAAGAGGGGGUGCGGGGCCCAGGGGCAGGCGCUGACAGCUGCUUUCCCCGCACCCACAGUCCCCUCCCCCGGUGCCGCCGUGGGGUGGGACUCCCCGGCGGGCCGCGGUCUCCCGUCCCGCUCGCCACCGGGGGUCGGUGCUGGGGCGGGCGUGCCGGGGUGGGCGGGCUCCGCCACCCGACGGCGCGUCCCGGACGCUGCCCCGCAGCCGGCGGGUGGGCAGCGGCACCCCCGGGACGAUGCCGCGGCUCGGCGGGGGCCGGCCGGCCGCCCCGCGCCUCUGCCCGGCCUCCGCCGCCGUCCUGCUGGGCGUCCUGUGCCUGCCCGGGGCGCCGGCCUCCUCCCUGCUCACAGGAUCGGUUGCAAAAUGUGAAAAUGAAGGGGAAAUUUUGCAGAUACCUUUUAUCACAGACAACCCCUGUAUAAUGUGUGUUUGCCUGAAUAAGGAAGUGACGUGCAAAAGGGAGAAGUGUCCAGUGCUCUCCAAGGACUGUGCUCUCGUCAUUAAGCAGAGAGGAGCUUGCUGUGAGCGUUGCAAAGAUUGCAGUUUUGAAGGAAAUACUUACAACAGCUCCAUGAAAUGGCACCUCCCCAGCAAUCCCUGUGUUACAUACCAGUGCCAGGAAGGAGUGAUAGUAGAAUCAGAAGUACAAUGUGUUGUUCAUUGCAAAAACCCUUCCAAACUCAGGGGAAUGUGUUGUCCUGUGUGUCCAGGUUGUGUAUUUGAAGGGAAACUUUACAAUGAAGGAGAAGAAUUUAGGCCUGAAGGAAAUAAAUGUACCAAGUGCUCUUGUAUUGGUGGCAGGACACAGUGUAUCCAAGAAGUCUGCCCCAUUCUUUCAUGUCCCCAGCACCUCAGUCACAUUCCUGCUGGACAGUGUUGCCCCAAAUGCUUAGGACAGAGGAAAGUGUUUGACCUCCCAUUUGGAAGCUGCCUCUUUCACAGCAACGUGUAUGAUAAUGGUUCCUCAUUUAUGUAUGACAACUGCACAGUGUGUACAUGCAAGGAUUCAACAGUGAUAUGUAAGAAGAGGUGCUUACUUCCUGGUGAAUGCAAUAAAAACAAAGACCACUGCUGCAAAGAGUGUGUUUCAUACAUCUCUCCUGAGGAGGUGAAAGUGUGCAAGUUUGGCAAUAAGAUCUUCCAGGAGGGAGAGAUGUGGUCCUCUGUGAACUGCACCAUCUGUGCUUGUGUGAAAGGCAAGACAGAGUGUCGCAAGAAACAGUGCAUUCCAGUCAGCAGCUGUCCUCAUGGUAAAAUCCUGAACAGAAAAGGAUGCUGUCCGAUUUGCACUGAAAAGCCUGGAGUUUGCACUGUAUUUGGAGAUCCUCACUACAACACUUUUGAUGGACGGACAUUUAACUUUCAGGGAACAUGUCAGUACGUUUUGACGAAAGACUGCUCCUCCUCUGCCUCACCCUUUCAGGUGCUGGUAAAAAACGAUGCCCGUCGGACCCGUUCUUUCUCCUGGACAAAGUCAGUGGACCUUGUGUUGGGCAGAAGCACAAUCAGCCUCCAGCAGCACCUCACAGUGAAGUGGAAUGGGACCCGAAUUUCACUACCUUGCGAGACACCGCAAUUUCACAUCGAUUUGGAUGGUUAUUUGCUGAAAGUGACAACCAAAGCAGGCUUGGAAAUCUCGUGGGAUGGAGACAGUUUUGUGGAAGUCAUGGCCGCACCUCAUCUGAAAGGCAAACUCUGUGGUUUGUGUGGCAAUUACAAUGGGCACAAGCGAGAUGACCUGAUUGGGGGGGAUGGGAAUUUUAAGUUUGAUGUGGAUGACUUCGCUGAAUCCUGGCGUGUGGAGUCCAAUGAGUUCUGCAGCCGCCCGCAGAGGAAACCUGUACCCGAGCUCUGUCAUGGGACAGUCAGGGUGAAGCUCCGAGCUCAUCGGGAAUGCCAGAAACUCAAAGCAUGGGAGUUCCAGAGCUGUCAUUCAACAGUGGAUUAUACCACCUUUUACCGGUCCUGUGUGACAGACAUGUGUGAGUGUCCGAUCCAUAAAAACUGCUACUGUGAGUCCUUCCUGGCAUACGCCCGAGCCUGUCAGAGGGAAGGGCUGAAAGUCCAGUGGGUGCCGGAGCACAACUGCGCAGCAACCCAGUGUAAACACGGUGCAGUUUAUGAUACCUGUGGUCCGGGAUGUGUCAAAACAUGUGACAACUGGAAUGAAAUUGGACCAUGCAACAAGCCCUGCAUUGCAGGGUGUCAUUGCCCUGCAAAUUUAGUUCUUCACAGAGGAAGAUGCAUCAAACCAGUCCUGUGCCCACAGCGGUGACAUUCAUUCUCUUUCCAUGGACACCAGUGCGGGUGGUCACUGACUCCCCUGAGCUCACAGCCAGUGAAGGACUCCAGCUGUUUGUGUGCAGAUUCUGCAAAGUACAUGUCUACUCACAGAGUGUAAAUAUGCUCCUCUCUGUCUAUUUGUGUGUCUCUAAGUACACACAUGAGGCACCUAGAAAGAUAUAUAAAUGUAUACUGUGUGUAUUUGGACACACGUGUCCAUACACAAGUGCCCUAAACGUAAGUACAACCCAUAUAUUUAUAUAUAUGUCCACACGCAAAUAUACAUAAUUUCUAUAUACCAUAGAAGGAUGAAUUAUAAUAUGUAUAUUUUUUGCUAUAAAGUUUAUGUAUUAUUAUUUCUAGGACCCUGAUCUGUAAGUCAUUGUAUAAAUAAACCAGGUGUUUUUAAUAUAA